Molecule: messenger RNA, 11622 nt
Organism: Lymnaea stagnalis (great pond snail)
Lineage: Eukaryota; Metazoa; Mollusca; Gastropoda; Lymnaeidae
Source: the annotation of a GenBank genome assembly
AAUCAUUAGCCUUUUUUUGUUAUAAAUAAAGUGAAAUCUGUGAAACCUGUGUGUGUAUUGUAGGUGUAAUAUUAAUAAUUUUAAUAGUAUAGUUAGUUAAAUUAUUUUAAAUAGCUAUUUAUAUUAUAAAUAAUAAUAUAGCAAAAGGUAGGCGUAGGCUUUGCAUGGCAUCGGCAUGGCAAUCAUCUGGCAAUGGCAUAGACACAAGUUUCAAAAUAAUCAAAGUUUUGAGAGAGCUGUCACUCUCAUUCACUCAUUGGUCUAAGAUUUUUCUUAUUUUCAAGCUUUAACUUUUAUUAAUAAACAAUGGCAUCCAGGUAGGAAAUCAGUCAUCAGAUCCAUGUGCUGUGUAAUAAAAUUGUUGUGGUAGGAGUAGGAUGCGAGAGAAAAUUUGCUUGCCCAUUCUUGUGUAGUAUUAAUAUUAAUUAAUUGGAUGCUUUAAACAGUGGAGUGGUUAUCAUGACUGGUGGAGAAUGUACAAGAAAUUAAAUUAAAGUAAAUAACUAAAUAGACUUUCCUUAAUUCAACUUAGAUAUAUUUUUCAAAAAAAUUUCUCAAUCAAAAAUCGGAAAACACAAUAUUUAACCAACAUCCAGUUAGUACUCUUUAAAUGAUAUACACAAUAUUUAACCAACAUCCAGUUAGUACUCUUUAAAUGAUAUAUCACACAACCUAUUUAACAACAAAGUGUCUACACGUCCUGCGCGCCGGACAAUUAGUGCGGGAAAUAUACGUCCGGCAGCCUUGUCACGUGACCGCCGGACGACUGGAAGGCGUUAUUAUUCCGGCAGGUCAUGUGAAAAGUGGUCACCGGCAAAAUAGUUGCAUUGCAUUUGAUAUUCCGAUCCCUAGAUAAUAAAUAUAUGCUGAACAUGUUAAUAUAUUCAAAUGCUCUGAGAUACAUUAAAUGUUUGACUUUGAAUGUUAAAAUAUAUACUAACUAGUAAUACUAUUACUACUAAUAUUACUAGUCUAUUUGAUUCCGACUCUUCAAAGAAAAAAGUCCCUUAUCUUGGUUAAACAUCUUGUAAAGCUCUAGCUUGAAGCUUAAAUUUCAAAUCUGAACAAAAUAAAAUAACACCAGUAGACUUCAAUAGACCUAUGUCAAUAAAGUUGUAGUUCAUGAUUAGUAUUGCAUGAGAAGUAGGCUAGGCUGCCACUAUAUCGGCCCUAUAUUAAGAUGUAGGGUCUUUUCUUUGUGAAAUAUCUGCCUCCCCGCCUUAAACUUAAUUAUUUAUCACGAUAACUAUUAUUUUUUUAGCAUUCAUAUUUUUUUGCUUUUUAGCAUUCAUAUUUUUUUAGGCAGUGUCUACACGUCCGGCGCGCCGGACGUCUAUCUCCCGCACUAUGUGUCCGGCGACCAAGUCACAUGACCGCCGUAACAAAGUGGCGAGAGAUAUCGUGUCGGUCAGCCUUGUCACGUGACUGCGAAUAAUUCAAAACUAUUGUUAAUUUUAAAAUCUAUUUCUCUACCAAGUAAUGUACUGAGUAUCUUGAAUGCAAAUAAUAGAAAAAGAAACUUAAGUGAAAGUGGCUUGUAAACAUUUUUGUUUAGUUUGUUAUUUUUUGUGUACCAGUAAUCCAUAAAAUAAAUUAGGGGCCAGUGUGGCAACCAAUAAAAGUUAAAGAUUUCAUUUUAAAUUAUUUCAAUUGCUACAAAAUAUUUAAAAACUUCUCAUGAAACUACUGUUGCUGAGGAACAUGAUAAUAUAAAUAUAUACAAAAUAUUUUAAUUAAAAUGGGAAGAAAAAAAACGACCCUAUCCCCGGUAUAGAUCCUCAAACAUUCCUAUCGUCAAGCAACCACUCUACCACAAGACCAGACAAGAUGUACUAAAUCGUACUUCGUUUGGAAUUAUAAAAACUACUAGCCGUCCGGCCAUGUCCGGCGGUCACGUGACAAGUCGCCGGACGUGUAUCUUGCGCACGACACGUCCGGCGCGCCGGACGUGUAGACACUUCGAUUUUUUUAUUACCGUAAUUCUCUCUCCACCUCAGCAUUGCUUCCUUCUAGAUUGCAUUAUUGCUUAACCCCCACUUUGUUUUGGUAAUAUACCCAAGUAUUUUUUUUUAUUAUUUGUUUGCAAGAUACUCAGUACAUUACUUCGUAGAGAAAUAUAUUUUAAAAUUAAUAAUAGUUUUGAAUUAUUCGCGGUCACGUGACAAGGCUGACAGACAAAUAUCUCGAGCCACUUUGUUACGGCGGUCAUGUGACUUGGUCACCGGACAAAUCUCCCGCGUGUAGAUACUGCCAUUUAACAAUGAAAUGACAGUGAACCACAUUUUUUCCCAAACCAAAAUGUGAUGUUUUUUACAUUUUGAAAGUUAUCGCAAAACCUGUCUAAUGCAAAAUGUGCAAGAUGGGACAAAAAAUUUUCCCCUGAAAAUGUGUGACGCAGAGACACAUCUUUUGCAUUACAAAUCUUAACUGCUACUACACUGUUUCUUUUCUAAAAUCUUGAAAAACCCUGUGUGAUUGUUGUCAGAUUUUUAUGAGACUGAGGAAUGUGAAUGAACUGAGGGUAUUCUGUGUUAGUGUAAAUUUCGGCCACACAUAGUUAAAGUAAGACUAAUGAAAUGGCAAUAAUGCACAUAUAUAGGCCUGCAUAUAUUUUGUUUAGAUGUUCAUAGCAAGAUUAGUCAAAAACUGUAGCGUAAGCUACUUGUUGUCGUAGAUGUUAAUUUGACUGUCUACAAUAAUAUCUUGCUUGGUUUCAUAAUUAUUCUGUGGUUGUUAAUAUUAUACAUAAUAAUAAAUAAAUUUACCAACUUUGUCUUCCAAUUCUUCUUUUCAUUAUCCAUCCGUCCCUAUAGCGCUACAGCCUAUGUAGGGCGUUGGCCUGCCUCACCACUUCCUUCCACUCAGAUCUAAGCCUACUUAAUGCUUUUCUUUUCCAUCCUUGGAUUCCCAGCUGCUGUAGAUCUUUUUUUUCAUCAUCAUUCCAUUCAAGCCUAGGUCUGCCAUUGAGCCAUUUUCCUCUAGGAUUUUGGUGGUGAUUGUUACAUUAUUCUGGCUGAAACUGCAAAUAGCACAGGCACCACUUCUACCUCAAUUCCAAGGGCUUAUGCUAUUCACAGAUUUCACUGUAUUUUCAAAAAAAAAGAAUCAACUUAUAUCAUAAAUCAUAGGGUUUAUAUUAUUCAAAUAUUGUCUCUCUGUAAGGGCAUAAUAAAACAACCACUAUUUAAUUUUAAAAAAUUGUACUAGAUCAAUGGUCGGUUAUGGUUUUUUUUUUAUGAGAAGCCCUUUGAAUAAAUUAUAUGAUUUUUGUACUAUAUCUGUUAAGAAAAUAUUUUUGGCUUCACAUGUCUUUACAGAUAAGUAAAAAAGGGGCUUUAAGUAUAUCUUGAAGUUUCAAAAAGAGUAGUUGCUUAGUCGUGGGUUGCUGACCACGUUAUUGUAUAUUAAAUUCUAGUCUUUUCAAUUUACAGGUACAGAUUUUACCAGUCCAUGUUGCAACAAGUAAGUGUCUUUGUAACUUAGAUUUGUCAUUGAAAUAAAUGCCACUGUGUCCUGUUUCAUUUUAAAAUAUGCUAAGCGUCAAGAAUUUUGUUGGGUGUACACAAGAGUAUCACUAGACACUAAGUCCUUUCCAAAGAUUAAUAAAUCAUUUUUUUUAUUACGUUAACACUACUUAUCCACAGUCUCGUCAGUACAAACGAUAACACAAAUAAUCCAUUUAUUGCAGUAAGUUUGCUAACAACUUAGCCAAAAAAAUACGCACUAAGGUAGAACAUUUUUGUUGGGUUGAAUUACAGGGUACAAUUUUGGGUAGGCUUAUUUGUUCAGCAUGGUUGUUGCACUUUCUGAGGAAAAAAAAUCGACAUGGGUCACUUUUAUGGAAAUUUAAUUGUAUACUCUCUAUUUAUAAACCACUUGAAAGUGAUCACUAAAUCAAGGAAAAUAGUUAAAAAUUAAAAAAAUAAAAAAUCAUUGCCAUUUAAACAUAUUUUUCUCUCCUGAUGAAGAGCCUCAUUAUUGUAUUUCCUGGUGUGGGGUAAAAUUUUAACAGCUGUAAGCUGUCUUAUAGAUUAAAUUCAUUACCUUAAGCUUGUAUUAUGAAACUUUUUGGCCUUGUACUAGGCAGAGUUCACUUAGAUGCAUUAGUUUAGAGCAACCUGUUUAAAAAAAUCACUUAGUAUUACAAUAGACAUGAUGCAUACCAAGUUUAGUUAAAGUAUGAUUGUUUUCUUUGUCACAGGUAACCAGCCCUUGAACAUUGUCUCUUCAAAUAAUGGCAUCCAGUGCCAAUUUGAAUCUUAUUGAAUGCCCAUAUGAUCCAGGACAUAUGAUAUCACCCAUUCGGAUGCCAUACCAUCUUUAUAAAUGCCGAAAGGUGAGAAUGUAAUUAAGCACUGUAAUGCGAGAUAUAUAUAUUAUUUUAUAUCAAUUAUAAAUAUAAAUUCAUUAUUUUAACAGUUCAAUAAUUAUUCAAUUUUCUUUGUCUCACAAAAUUUAUUUGCCUAACAUUGACUAAAAAAAGACCUGAAUUAGAGCAGAUUAUUAUAAUCCAAGGGGUUGAAAAUUACAAGAGGUUGAAAGAGACUUUAAAGAACAAAAUAUUUGUGCUCAGAUUUUUUGGAUUUGUAAGAAGAUAAUUUUAUUUAAUUUUAUUAAAAACAUUUUUUAAAAAACAAAAUUUUCAUAAUAAACUUCAUUCUACAGUAGCAAAAAACUAUCAAACAUAAAAAAUAAAAUAAUUGGAAUAAAAUUGCAUGUUAACAGUGAGAAUUUGUUUCCUCAGAAUUUUCCAUUGAUGGAAAUGGUGGUUUGUCCUUUCAAUGGGUUUCACGAGGUGCAGAAAGCAGAGCUGAAAUACCACAUGCUGAACUGUCCUGAUAAAACCAUUUUAGAAAGAGAUAUUUGUUUUUGUAAGUUCUGACCAAAUUUUUCUCAAAAAUGUAUUUAAAACAUUUUAUUUUUUGUACAUUUUGUGUAAAAUUGUGAUUGUCACAAAACGGUUGUUACGGAGGAGGGCUCCGGUCCCAACUUAUCACAAACUGUGUUGACUUAGCAGUGGUCAGUACAGGACCGCUCCUCUCUGUGAUUUAUAUUGUGGGUAUCUGGGCGUUGAGACAGACAAAAGCAUAACGAAGACUGGAACAAAAUCCAACUCAAACUCCAGGUUCCAAUGAUAAAAUAGACUAUAUUUAUUACUCAAAUAAAAAGUUCUUCAAUAGUCUUUGCUAACACUGUCAGCUAUCUACGACUGUUUCUAAACUGUUAAACUAUAUUGUCUCCUAUGUUCCACCAGUCAACUCGUCUCCUGAUCUCUUGCGACUAUUACCUAACAACUGCUCAAUUCUAUCGUAGCUCUUUUCUCUCUCUUCCUCAACUGACUGGCAGCUCUUCUCUAUCUUCCUCAACUAACCUUAACUCUGUGAAAGCUCUGUCUUAUAUGUGAUUCUCUACCCCCAUAGGUUGUCCAGGAAUGCUAUCUAUAAACACACCCCUGCCCCCUAUUUCCGGUCAAUUAGAACUUCCCGUUGUUAACCCAAAAGUUAUAUCAUGCCAAGUCAUGGAAAGAAACCAUCCCCUCUAUCUCCAAGAUGUGACAAUCUAUUAACCUUAAUUUACCCCCAUAACAAUGGCGUCCCUAAACUAACAACAGUUUCCGUCCAUCCAAUAAGUUAUCUUAACCACAAUGGAGCUCUGUCCUGUACCCCCGCCCCAGUCAUUUGUGACAGUGAUCAGAAGUAGAAUAAAUGCCCCAUGCCUUCAGUUUUGGUACAGACAGAGCCGGAACUAGAGAAAUAUAGGUGAAGUACCCACAGAGAUGAGCACCAAUUAUUUAAGGUCACCAUUUGUCAUACUAUCAAGUAACUAUUUUAGUUUCAUUUAUUACAAUUCUCAAGCAGUCAUUGUUUAACUUUGUAUAUUUUAAUGAGAUGGUUGUACCAUUCAAAUAAUGUCUAACACAUCACUUUUAUUCUUGUACAGCAAAUGUGAAUGUUACUUUGUAGACUACUCAUUAUCUAUCCUAACCUUAGGAAGAUAUAGUAAAAGAAAUAUUAAAUACCACAUUCUGUUGUUUGCCGUUGAUGGUUAUGAGGUUUGGGUGGCGGUUAAAACCCAUGCCAAUGAUUUUAGCUACGUGGCUGUGAGAAAGCCACUCCUAGGCAACCGUUUCGUCCCAGCUUUCCGUCCCUACAGAAAGACUCCCUGGGGGGUAAGGGGUUGUAACGCAACAACUUCCCUCCAGAGUGGUAGGAAAACUGCCCAAGCCACUGGAAAGUCGACUGCAUACGCUUUAAAUGCAUUUUUGGUCGACCGGACAUCCCCCAGGCCAGGGGGGAGGUUCCCCAUGUGCCACGGCAUGGCCUGGCAGCGGGGAAACCAGGUAUCUGGCCCGUGUGUGGGGUGCCGGGGGGCAUUAUGAGCUCGUGCUCGACGGACCACCAACGCCAUUUCCCAAUGAGACGUAUGACUUCAAGAGAGAACAGAAAUGAUAAAGUAUCUUAAAAAGAGAGUUGUAAACCUCUUUUAAAAACAAUAGUUAAAAUAUGAUUAGACUCGGCUACUGAGAAUCAAUUAAAAGCAGUUUUGAUCCACACCGUUUAAAUAAUUUGUAUGUAAAUAUGUAUCUUCCCCUAGCUAUGAUGAAGGAGGCAUCAAAGAACUCAAAUCAAGUCCUGAAGGGUUGUACAGAGCUGCCACCUUCCAGAGAUUUCCUGCCUCAUGAUACUGAGGAAGAUUGGGACUCAGGUAAGUUGUGAUAAUGCAGAGUAAAGGCCGUAUGCUGCUAAGUUGAGUUUCUCUCGGGAUAGUCUGGGUUAGGGGAUGGAUAGGAAAAUAUUUUUAAUUUUAUAAAUUGAAUUUGUUGGGGUUUUUUUUUUGGUGAAAAAUGUUUUAUGCAUCAGGCACUGUAUUUCAUCUUUGCUGAAGGUAAAACCAACACUUUUGGAAAAUAUUUCAACACUGUGUUGCAUAUCUGCCACUGGGCUACCACCUACGACACAGUCAUCAGUUAGCAAGGAAGUCCCUGAGUAUGUCAGUCAUGACAUUAGAUUUUGUUUGAGCGUCUAUGAGGUUAAACACAGUUUUGCAUCUUUUCUGUAUCUGGUGCUGUUGCCAAUGUUGCGUUAACUGAAAGCUACAGUCAGUAUGUCAUAGAACACAAGGCUGAAUAGUCUUUAUUUGAUGAAACCUUGCUAAAGUGGUUUGUGAUAGGGAAUGGUUGAGAUGGCUCUCAUCCUGCAUUUUGGUUAUGGAAUUUCUGCACACUGGGUAUGAACUUCCUCAGAAAAUUGGAAAAGAUAUAUAAAGACCUUCUUUGUUGACAUUGUAAGAGGCCUUGGUCAACUAUUGACAAAUGUCUGUUUUUUUUUGCACAAAAUGUGUACAAUUUUUAAGAUUGAAAAGUCUUUGGUUGAUUUUUUAUACAGACUUUGGCAGUUUUCAUGCCAAGUCAGCUUAUUAAUGGUGACACCUAGGUACUUAUGUCUUUACUUGCUCUUUACUAUAAUUUUAUAUUGUAAGAUCUGCAGUUGGGUGAUUCCCUAUGUGCUUGUACAAGAGAGCAGUUGAGGCGCCUUCAGAAUCCAUGGAUAUUGUCUCCUUUGCCACAUCAGUAGAAACCUCUGAAGGAGACUUUUUUUAUGCCCAUUCAUAGUAGUAGUAGAUUUCAACAGAAAUAUCUGAACCAGUGGUUUUACCACUUGAGGGAAGUUGUAUCACUUCUAGUUUCUUUUUCAAGGUUGGGAAAUGUUGGGUGGGGUCCUAAUCCAGUUCUUUGAUUGAUAAUUCAAUUUUAAAAAGGUAGAACUAGAAAAUUUUGAAAAGAUUAUUAUCUUUCAUUGUAUCAAGCUAUGUAAUAACUUAUUUUUUAUUUGUAUAUUGUCACAGAAAGAAAUUUUGAAAGUUUUUCAGCAUUCUCAACAGAGGGUCUGAGACAGUAAGUGGACACCAAUAUUUUAUUUAUUGAUUAACCUCUGUUGCUUUUGCCUUUUAUUAUGCAUGGGGAAGCCUACAAUAUUGAAAAUGUUUUUAUAUGUAAUGUAACGGUACAUGUUCCAUAAUUAUAUUGUUUUCGUUAAGUCCAGUAGAUUUUUUUUAAUGAAACAAUCACAUGAGUGUGAUUGCCAUUCAUCAACCAGCUCGUGUUUUGGCACGAUUUUUUCAUUCAUAAGUGCUUAAAUCGCAAAUAUACCAAAAAACAAGGAUUCUAGAUGUUAAAUUGUGUCAUUAGUAAGGAUAAACAGAAAAAUGAUCUAAAAGCGACAUUCUUACAAAUGCAAAAAAUCAUCUGCUAUUUUUAAUUUUGUUACCUUUUUUGUUUUACUGUAAAAAUCUAUGUAUUAAUGUUAUAACUUGAAGAAUUCAAUUUUGUUUUGUAUUUUUUACAAAAUUCAAGUAGUAGUCUUCUGAAAAAUGCAGUUGAUACCUUUUUCUAAUACAAAGUAGUUGUAAACUUUUCUGUCUAGUAAUUCAUUUUGGCCAGUGCUGGGGUAAAGUUUAAAUGUAAAUGGGAUCCUUGUCUACUAGAUGUGCUAUGCUGAUAUAGUGUUGAGAAAUUGUUGUUCUAAUGAAUAUUUUAAUAUGGCCGCCCAAGCUAGAAAAUAUAUUUUCCAAAAUAUAAAUUCCAAAAUGUAUUAAAGUACAAUUUUAUAUAUUUUUUAACAUGCCCAGUUUAUUUAUGUAUUUGUUUACAGUUACCGUCAACAGGAAAGAAGAGACCUAGUGCCAUCUCGUCCACCAAUGAGCUCUGGAGCAACAGCUUGUAUUUCAUCUCAAAUCUGCAAAAGUAGAAUGGAACAAGACAUUGCAUUGCAUAAUCCUUCAAUACAGUUGGUUGGCGUGGGGAGGGCAAGAACAUGUGAGUAAUUGCUAUAAAAUAUUUGGUUUUUUUUUGGAGACUAAAUCUCCAGCUAAAAUGUCAGAAUUCUUAUUGUCUUAACUCGAAAUUUUUAAUAAUCUGAAAAGAAGUAUAAGAAUAAACAUUAUUUUUUCAGUAACUGCAUGUGCCAGGGAAGUUGCCAGUAUUGAGCCAAAGAUGGCUGAUUUAAUGUCAGCAACCUCUUCAACUUCAAAGUUUCCCCAUUAUCGAGUUGUGGGAAAAGGGAGGUGAGCUAAAAUUUAAUUAGGAUUAUAAUUUAUUAUAAAUCAGUACUUUCCAUGAUGCAUUCAAUUUGCUUGCACUUACCAGUUGAAUUUAAUUUCAAGUAAAUCCUAUUCUUUUAUGGGAACCCUAGAUUGUACCCUGGUUUACAUAUUUGAAUUAAACUUUGCAUUUUCUGACUUUUUCAACACUUGUAUUUUUUGAAAGCCUUUGUAUUUUUUGAAAGCCUAACUUGUUUACAGAGCAAGUUAGAGCUGAUUCAUGCAGCGUAAAUAUUGCCCCUUGACUUUAAACUCAGAGCUUUCCUUUUUACAUGUUUAAUGUUAUUGAAAGCUAAAUAUCUAUGUUUCUGUAUUAACCGUAGUUAUAAUCAUUUAUUUUUGCUCCGGCGGUACUGCAGAUGCAUAAAACAAGUGAAAAUGAACUUUCAUUUUCUUCUGCAGUCCAGUCCACCAUAAAAUGUGGAGAUUUGUAGAGAUUUUUUAAAGAAAUUUUUUUAUAACUUACUGAUAAUAUAAAUAAAAAUGACAAGGGGAAAUGAAUUAACUUUGGUUAGAUUGAUUAAUUUUCUUUUCUAUUGCAGAGGAUUAGCAGGGCUAAAGAUUUCAGACUAGGAAACCAUUUCAACACUGUUGACAGCAAUCUUAAGCUCUAUAAUUCAUCCCUAAAUGACAUCCAGAUAGUCAAAUCAAGCCUUUAAAAACGUAUUUUAAUUUUAUUUUGAAUUGUUUUAUGAUUUUAUAUUUAUUUGUUUAUGUAAACCAAGAGAAAGUUUUUUAAUCUUGACUUGAUUGUUUUUAAUUUUUUUUUCCUUCUGCAACAAUAAUCAUUGUCCUGAAGCUUAUAAUUUUUUUUUUUAAAUCGACUGUAAUUUUAGCUUGUUUUGAUAUCCUAGUUGCCUUGCCUUAAUUGAGUGUAAUCUCUUAUCCUGGUGAUACUCCUCUUGACCAAGGAAAGAAAUUUAAAAAAAAAUGACUAUUUAAAAGAGGAGCUUGAGAAAGGUGACAUUAAAGGUCGACCCUUGGGUGGCACAAACUCUAGUCAUUGCUCUCUUUCAUCAAAGCCCUCAAGUGUAAGUGCUUGAAGUUACAAUUGCAAUCAUUGCAUUAAAUAUAAAAAUUCUUAAGUUAAAAUUAGAAAUUAUGAUAAAAUUAAGCUUAAAAGCCAAUUUUAAUGUUUUCUCUUUUUUUAAAACUUUUUUACCCACAAGUCAGCAUAUUUUUACAAAGUAUAUAUGGGUUGCUUCCAUAAAAUAUUUUGACCUGUUGUCUAUUAUAGACAUUUUGUUUUAAUAUUUCUAAAUUUUGUUUUAAUAUUUCUAAAUUGUUAGCAUUUUAUUGAAUUAAAAACUAUGGUUAAGGUUUGUUGAGGUUGGUGUCUUGCUACUAGUUGCUUCAUUUCUCACUGCCUAGUCCAAAGAAAGAAGUCCAAAAGAAACCUAUUAUGCUUGUUGAGCAAAAGUUGGAUACUACCACCUGUAGACGUCAUUUAAAACUUUGAGUUAAUUAAUAUUGGCAUUCAUUACCAGUCACGAAAUCUAGCUUCAAAUCCUUCAGGCAAUAUUUCCAAGCAAAUGUUUUCAUCAUAAAUUGGCCUAUGUCAGCAUCAAUAGCAAAUAUCUACAUGAGACUCUGCAGGAGUUUGGAAUACCCAACUAACUGACAAGACUGAUUAAGUAUAACAUAAACAACCCAAAAAGCAAAAUCAAGGUUCAGGGUGAAAAUUCAAGGGAAUUUCAGAUUAGAUAGAGGUCUAAGACAAUGAUUCACUGUCUUGUACGCUAUGUAACCUAACAUUGGAGAGAGUAUAAGAAUCAUAAGAAGCAUAUAUUAUCAUUAUUAGUGGUUUGAUAUAGGAUGGUAUAGCCUAUAUAACAAAACCUGAGGAACAGUAACAGGAUACCUUCAUAGUAAUCUAAAGGAAACCCAAGACCCUCAACAAAUAGACACUCUCUACAACCAGCCCCUUCAGUAUCUUUCAUAUGCUGAUGACAUAGCACUGUAACAGAAAAGUAGUAAAGAUUUAUCAGAAGCUUUUUUUGAAGUAGAAGAUGCCUCAGUUCAAGCAGAACUCAAAGUUAAAAAACAUAAUACAUGAUUAUGUUAAGAUAAGAACAGACAGAUAAAACCAUUAAGAUUAGAAACAACACUUUGGAAAAAAAUAAAUCAAUUCAAAAAGCUAAGAUCUUUAUGAAAUGAAUUAAUAACAGAAAUAAAAGAAAGAAUAUUGGCUGGAAACAGGGCAUAUUUCAGUAGUCAGAAAGUACUAAAAAGUUUUUAAAAAUUACAAGAAAAUCAAAGAAAACUAUAUAUAAGACUGUAAUAAGACCAGUUGUAACAUAAUUAAGUGCAAUUUGGACCCUAACAAAAACUGCAGAUUAAAUACGUGGGAGAGAAACUUUCUUAAAAAACAAAACUUGUAUAGAUCUUUGAUUCUCUUUUAAAUAGAUAUAUGAAUGAUUUUUAUGAGUAAAUUAGAUAAUUUUUGGUCAGUUUUUAAAAAUAGGUAAUUUUUGUAAUUUUUUUGCCCUCCCCCCCAACCCGGUAAAAUUUGAAAAUUUUUAU